AUGACCGGUGCUGAAUAUACUAUCAAAGAAGAACCUGCCUUCACUCCACGCAAAAUUAAAAUCAUCGUUAUCGGGGCUGGUGCCUCGGGACUUAAUUUUGCCAGAGAGGUGUACCAAAACGUCCCAAGUGCAGACUUGGCUCUUUAUGACAAAAACCCAUCCAUCGGUGGUACUUGGUACGAAAACAGAUAUCCUGGGGUUGCUUGCGACAUUCCUUCCAUCAACUAUCAAUACACUUGGGCUCCAAGUACCGACUGGAAAAAGUACUACUCUUCGGGUCCCGAGAUCUUGGCCUAUUUCAAGAAGGUUGCCAAAGAACACGGGUUGGACAAAGAUGUUCAUCUCAACUGUCGGGUUGUUGCGUGUAAGUGGAUUGAAGAAGACAAGAAGUGGGAAGUAACCAUUCAAAGAGGUGAGGACCCGAAUGACACCUUCAUCGACUCGGCCGAAGUCUUGAUCAAUGCUACCGGGGUGUUGAAUAAAUGGAAGUGGCCUGCUAUCAAGGGGUUGGAAAACUUCAAAGGACCCAAGCUUCAUUCUGCUAAUUGGGAUACUUCUUUGUCAUUGAAGGACAAGAGAGUAGGUGUGAUCGGAUCUGGUUCCAGUGCUGUCCAAAUUGUUCCUAACAUUUUGCCACAAGUGAAGUCCAUCACCCAAUUUGUUAGAAGUAAGUUCUGGAUCACUGCUGGUUUUGCUCAAAAAUUCGCUGGUCCAAAGGGAUCCAACUUCGAAUACACCGAUGAACAAAUUCAAAUCUUACAGAAGGAUCCAAAGAAGUACUUGACCUAUAGAAAGAACAUCGAGAGUGAUCUCAACAAGAGAUUCAGAUCGGUGCUUAAAGGAAGCAUUGAACAAAAGGAAGCUAGAGCAUUUGCUGAACAGGAAAUGAAGACCAAGUUGGCUCCCAAACCAGAAAUCGCCGAGAAAGUCAUUCCUCAAGACUUUGGUGUUGGAUGUCGUCGUCCAACUCCAGGUAACGGAUUCUUGGAAGCCUUGUGUGAUGAGAAAACCAAUUUGGUGUAUGACGAUAUCGACGAAAUUACCGAGACUGGCUUGCGCACCAAGGAUGGAAAGCACCAUGAGUUCGAUGUGUUGGUUUGUGCUACUGGUUUUGAUGUCUCUUGGGUUCCUCACUUUCCAUUGAUCGGUAGAGGUGGUAAAGAUCUUCGUGACGAAUGGAAGGAAAAGCCAGAAACUUACUUGUCUGUGUCUGUUCCAAACUACCCCAACUACUUGAUCUUUAUGGGACCUCACGCUCCAUAUGCUCAUGGUUCUGUGUUGCCUAUGACCGAAGCUAUUGCUAAGAACUUCAUUAAAAUCAUCCAGAGAGUUGCUACCGAGUCGAUCACUUCGUUCGAACCAAAGCAAGAAGCUGUCCAAGAUUUCAUCAACCAAAGAAAAACCUUCUUACAACGUACUAUCUGGAAUGACCCUUGUAGAUCCUGGUUUAAGCAAGGUACUUACGACGGGGAGUUGAUGAUGUGGCCUGGUUCUCGUAUUCAUUUCUUUGAGAUCAUGCUGAGCCCAAGAUGGGAAGACUACAACUUGACUUACGAAUUGGAUAACCGGUUCUCGUACUUUGGCAAUGGUUUCCAUGUGAGAGAGUUCGACAACCGUGAUUUGAGUUGGUAUUUAGGUUUGUUGGGUGAUAAGGACGAAGAACCCGAAUAUUCUGAUGAAUACCUUAAGGAGUUCUUGGUCAAGUCUUAG
Molecule: messenger RNA, 1710 nt
Organism: Yamadazyma tenuis ATCC 10573
Lineage: Eukaryota; Fungi; Ascomycota; Pichiomycetes; Serinales; Debaryomycetaceae
Product: flavin-containing monooxygenase
Molecular function (GO): N,N-dimethylaniline monooxygenase activity; flavin adenine dinucleotide binding; NADP binding
Source: RefSeq, a predicted model, not a curated record